This is a messenger RNA of Penicillium crustosum, 1482 nucleotides long. Its product is annotated as cytochrome P450. Gene Ontology annotation, molecular function: iron ion binding; monooxygenase activity; heme binding. The transcript is spliced from 6 exons. The coding region runs from base 1 to 1482 and encodes 493 amino acids. Lineage: Eukaryota; Fungi; Ascomycota; Eurotiomycetes; Eurotiales; Aspergillaceae. The record is from RefSeq and is a predicted model, not a curated record.
AUGGAGAUUAUUCAGCUUUGGGCUCUGUUGUCCUUUAUUCUAGCUUCAAUUGCUAUACGUACCCUAUAUCGUCUCUACUUCCACCCUCUUAGCAAGUUCCCUGGCCCCAAAUUAGCGGCCAGCACUCAUCUUUAUGAGUUCUAUUUUGAUGUGGUGUCCAAUGGAAUAUUCCUAUGGGAAAUUCAGAAAAUGCACGAAAAAUAUGGCCCAAUCGUCCGAAUCAACCCUCGUGAGCUUCAUAUCAAUGACCCUCAUUAUUAUGACCAUAUUUAUGCGUCAGGUGGUAAAAAGAGAAACAAGGACCCCAAUUUUGUCGGUUUAUUUUCAGCACCUCUUUCAAUGAUCACUACGAUUGACCACGAUCACCAUCGUUUCCGAAGGGGGAUUUUGAGCAACUUCUUUUCCAAGAAGUCGGUGCUCAAUAUGACUCCACUCAUUCAAGAAAAAUUGGCGAUAUUAAUGGAGCGGGGAGGUAUUUUAGACUUGACAGCAGCAUUUUGUGCACUGACAGGUGAUAUUGUGACCCAUUACACGUAUGGCCAAAGCUUCAACUCUCUGCACGAGGAGGAUUUCAAGAGUAAUAUUCGCGGUGGUAUCUUGGAAUUGGAAAGCACCAAUCAUCUGAACAGAUUCGUCCCCUCUAUUAUCCCGCUGCUACGAUAUAUGCCAUCGUGGCUAGUGACAUAUUUCAAGCCUGCCACUGCCGCCAUCAUGGCGGAAGUCACCGAAUAUUCACAGAAUGCACUCCGAAAAGACAACCAACAGGACCUUGAAAAGAGCAAGCAGACAAUGGUUCAAGCGCUCAGUUCGCCCGCAUUACCUGCCAAUGAGAGAACACUAUCUCGUCUCCAAGAAGAAGGCAUGAUCUUGCUAAGUGGAGGCACAGAAUCCCCGGCAAAUGCUUUGUCAGUGGCAGCUUUUUAUCUAGCAGAUAAUAUUUCUAUUUUAGAGAGGCUCCGUGCAGAGCUGCAGCCCGUGAUGUGCAACAAGAACUUCGUGCCCUUGGCAGAGCUUGAGCAGCUGCCAUAUCUUACUGGUGUAGUCAAUGAGGCACUUCGAUUAUCUUUUGGCUUAAUCUCUCGCCCGCCACGAAUUGCACCAGAGGAGGUUUUGGUUUAUCGUGAAUAUGAUAUUCCAGCUGGAACCCCGGUGGGCAUGUCGAGUUAUUUCAUGAACAUGGAUCCGACCCUAUUCCCCAACCCAGAGUCAUUUAUUCCAGAUCGCUGGAUCUUGGCUUCUGAGCGUGGCGAGAAUCUGACUCGAUUCAUCGCGACAUUUGGGAAAGGAAGCAGGGCAUGUAUUGGCAUGAACUUGGGCUAUGCUGAGUUAUACUUCACCAUAGCUGCUAUGGCUCAUCGCUUCAAAUUCGAGUUGCACGAAACUACCCAGGAGAACAUUAGGGCUGUCCGUGAUCGGGGGCUUCCAUUCUCAAAAGAUGGACAUUGGAGAGUCAAAGCGAGAAUGAGCAGACUUACCAAUUAA